Molecule: messenger RNA, 762 nt
Organism: Panonychus citri (citrus red mite)
Lineage: Eukaryota; Metazoa; Arthropoda; Arachnida; Trombidiformes; Tetranychidae
Exons: 1
Coding region: 1-762 (253 amino acids)
Source: RefSeq, a predicted model, not a curated record
AUGUCAGGAACGAUUGUAUCUCUUGAUCCAAAGUCUUCUUCUUGCUCUGAGUUGACUCCUACCCCGAUAAUUGUAGAUCCGUCCGCUCCUCUCACUGACCAGCCAUCCGUUACUCCUAUUGUAGAUCCUUCUGAUCCUAUUAGUGAUCCUCCAUCCGUUACUUGUAUUGUAGAUCCUUCUAGUCCUAUUACUGAUCCGCCAUCCGUUACUCCUAUUGUAGAUCCAUCUCCCACCGUCCAACCAGUCCAUAAGACUAUUGUAAGCUCCACCCGCUCUGAUUCCACUCUCGAUUCGUCCAAAAUCACCUCUUCGUCUGCAACAGCCUCAACCGACUCCAACCGCAAGUCCCGCCGUCAACUUGCUAACGCCCGUCGUAAAGCUGCAAGGCAGAAAGAGAUUGAGGCUAAUCGAAUAACUGGUGAACAAUCAGCUCGUCAAUCAGCUCAUCUUGCCAGUAAAGCUCGUCAGCUGUCUCGAAAAGCUUGUCACCAAUUUAAAUCCGCUUUAACUGCUGCUGGUGAAGCUGAUAAAGUAGCUAAGUCAGCCAAACCAUCCGAUUUUUCGUCCAGCCGCCACUUUAAACAAUUUAAGAACCAGCAUCCAACUCGUCAAGCAUCCAAGGAACUUCUUGAUCUUGCUACGACCACAGCCACCAAAGCUAUCCAAUUAUCAGCCGCCUCUAAAUCCAAAUCGUCCGAUCCAAUUAUCCCAUUACCAUCUCCUUGUCAAGGUCUUGAUCAUAUCCACCGCCGUCUUUUCUAA